Homarus americanus (American lobster) is the source of this 1798-nucleotide messenger RNA. Its product is annotated as probable cyclin-dependent serine/threonine-protein kinase DDB_G0292550. Lineage: Eukaryota; Metazoa; Arthropoda; Malacostraca; Decapoda; Nephropidae. Gene Ontology annotation, molecular function: chitin binding. The transcript is spliced from 3 exons. The record is from RefSeq and is a predicted model, not a curated record. Bases 76 to 1437 code for a protein of 453 amino acids. Gene Ontology annotation, cellular component: extracellular region.
CUGGUCUUCCUCCUCAGGUCGUACUCAGAGACGCAACAUAAUAUUUUAAUUCUACUCAGUAAGAAGUAUCCCAAGAUGAAGAUAAUAACUCACUUGUUAUUUGCGGCAGUGAUCGGGGCCACCCUAGCAGUGCGCCUCAACUAUUUACCUCCAACAAACGGCUUUAAUGGCAACGGAGUUAAUGGCAAUGGGAAUGGCAACGGAUUUACUAAUGGUAUUGUCAAUGGAAAUGGUUUCACUAAUGGUAUUGUCAAUGGAAAUGGUGGAUACGCCAAUGGAUUUAAUGGAAAUGGUUUUACAAACGGUGUAAACGGAAUUGGAAAUGGGAAUGGUGUCUUUGGAAAUGGUAAUGGUGUUCUUAACGGAAAUGGUAACGGAUACGCCAAUGGUGUAAACGGGAAUGGUAAUGGUCUUAUUGUCAAUGGGAAUGGUGUUAUUAACGGGAAUGGUUAUGCCAAUGGAAAUGGUAAUGGAUUUGUCAACGGCAACGGUGCUGUUAACGGAAACGGAUAUGCCAAUGGAAAUGGUAAUGGGUUCGUCAACGGCAACGGAGCUGUUAACGGAAACGGAUAUGCCAAUGGAAAUGGUAAUGGGUUCGUCAACGGCAACGGUGCUGUUAACGGGAACGGUUAUACCAAUGGAAAUGGUAAUGGUUUAGUCAACGGCAACGGUGCUGUUAACGGGAACGGUUAUACCAAUGGAAAUGGUAAUGGAUUUGUCAACGGCAACGGCGCUGUUAACGGGAACGGGUACUACAACGGCAUCGUGGACCCCAUCAGCGCCCUUGCUGAUGCUAUUGGAGGUGGCGGCGUCCCCGGCGUGGACUAUCCCAUCCUGGCUUCUGUCCCCUUCACUGGAUUCUCCUGCGGCGGACUAAUACCCGGAUACUACGCUGACAUUGCCCCCGAGGCCGGCUGUCAGGUGUUUCACAUCUGUCAGGCAGAUGGUAGGAGCGACUCCUUCCUGUGUCCCAACGGCACCAUCUUCAACCAGCAGUUCUUCGUGUGUGACUGGUGGUACAACUUCGACUGUUCCACCGCCCCACAGUUCUACGACCUCAACGCUCAGAUCGGAGUGGUCAACGGUAAUGGCAACGGAUACUCCAACGGCAUCGUCAAUGGCAUAAUCAACGGUAACGGGAUUUAUGGAACGAGGAAUGGAAACGGAGUCAUUAAUGGUAACGGUUACGUUAAUGGAAACGGAGUGAUUAAUGGUAACGGUAACGGCUACGUUAAUGGAAAUGGAGUUAUCAAUGGCAACGGCAAUGGAUAUGUCAACGGCAUUGUAAACGGUAAUGGAGCUGUCAAUGGAAAUGGAUUCACCAAUGGUAACGGUUUUAUCAACGGCAUUAAUGGAAACGGCAAUGGGAUCAAUGGCAACGGAAACGGAAACGGUAACGGUGCCAUCAACGGGCUGUACCAGACUCCCAGCCUGUGAACACUGCUGACCGCACCUCCGUCUCGACUCCUUCAAGAAUGUUUACUCUUGUCUGCCAAAGCUUUAUGUUGCGUCCUCGUAGCUGAGUGAUGUUGAGGCUGGAGACCCUUGGUUGAUCUUCCUCGAGAGACUUUAAACUAACCAAACCAAAACAGGUGAACUUGACCCUUAAUGACUGAUGGCAAGUGAAUUCUACUUACAUGAUUGAGGAAAAUGAUUAUGUUGUUUAUUAUUUGGUUUAUUCUUGAGGUGAAUGUGUCCAGCCAUUACCAGUCAGCCAACGCCGGGAUAAGCAAUUAUAUUUUAUUUAUUUAUUAGUUUUACGGUUUGUGAAAAUGCUUAAUAAAUUAUUCUUGGUUAA